Messenger RNA from Staurois parvus, 327 nucleotides. NCBI's taxonomy places the organism in Eukaryota, Metazoa, Chordata, Amphibia, Anura, Ranidae. The record is from the annotation of a GenBank genome assembly.
UUAUACAAUUUUGUAAAUAAGUGAUUUUUCUCCUUCACUGAUGUGUGCUAAUGAGACUGCAGUGAUGGGCACUGAUAGGCUGCACUGAUGGACACUGAUAGGUGGCACUGAUUGGCACUGAUAGGUAGCACUGAUUGGCAGCACUGAUAUGUGGCACUGGCUGGCACUGAUGGGUGACACUGAAAGGCAGCUCAGAUGGGCACUGAUAUGUGGCAUUGAUGUGCACUGGUAUGCACUGAUAUGUGGCAUUGAUGUGGCACUGAUGGGCACUGGCACGUGGCACUGAUGGGAACUGGCACGUGGCACUGAUGAGCACUGACAGGUGGC